AUGAAGUCUUCCACGGUUCUUGCGGCGUCCUGCGCCCUGCUGGCAUCGGCGUCGCCUGUCAACAAGAUCGACGAGCGAGCCAUCGUGACCGACGUCGUCGUCGAGUACUAUACCGUCACCGUCACCGGAGAUGCCCCGGCUCCUACCCCGACCACCACCGAGGCCGCCCCCAGCGUCUUCGUGAACGGCGGCAACCGCAAGAAGCCCAACCACUACUGGUCUAGCUGGACCAGCUGGAGCACCUCGGUCGUCGUUGAGCCCACCCCCACCUCGGCUCCCGAUGUUGUCUACGUCACCGAGACCUACACCCCCGAGCAGCCUGCCGAGCCCACCACCGAGGCUGCUCCCACCACUGCUGCCGCCUCCACCUACGUCCAGGUCCCUGCCAGCUCGGCUACCAGCCAGGCUGCUGCUGCGCCCUCGGACAUGGCCAGCACCGCUCUCUACGCCCACAACAUCCACCGUGCCAACCACUCGGCUCCCGAGAUGAGCUGGCUCGAUGAGAUCGCCGGCUACGCCGAGAACACCGCCAACAGCUGCAAGUUUGCGCACGAUAUGACCCAAGGUAGCGGAAACUACGGUCAGAACAUCGCCAUGUGGGCCUCGUCCGACAACGCCGCUGCUCUUGGUGCCGCCGGCGCCAUUGGCAUGGCCAGCCACGACAUGUGGUACAACGGCGAGGUCGGCCUGUACCUGCCCUCGUACUACGGCAAGGACACCCCCGACAUGUCCGACUUCGAGGCUUGGGGUCACUUCUCCCAGCUCGUCUGGAAGGACUCGACCCAGCUCGGCUGCUACGCCAAGCUCUGCGCCAAGGGAACCAUGUACGACGAUAUGGAUGCGUGGUACAUGGUCUGCAACUACAGGCCUGCUGGCAACGUUGGUGGAUCCUACGGCAAGAACGUUCUCACUUCUCUGGGUGAGGCCACAGUCACCAACUAG
Molecule: messenger RNA, 942 nt
Organism: Neoarthrinium moseri
Lineage: Eukaryota; Fungi; Ascomycota; Sordariomycetes; Amphisphaeriales; Apiosporaceae
Exons: 2
Coding region: 1-942 (313 amino acids)
Cellular component (GO): extracellular region
Source: RefSeq, a predicted model, not a curated record